Messenger RNA from Caenorhabditis remanei, 1587 nucleotides. RefSeq lists its product as uncharacterized. The record is from RefSeq and is a predicted model, not a curated record. Bases 1 to 1587 code for a protein of 528 amino acids. Lineage: Eukaryota; Metazoa; Nematoda; Chromadorea; Rhabditida; Rhabditidae. The transcript is spliced from 14 exons.
AUGGGUCUCAAUUCGGCGAUAAAAUGGUGGAACAAUGAAGCUGAAAAUAAAGAAAAAGGCUGGGACAUAACUGGAAGAUUGGGUAGUGCUGCUUCGACAGUAAAAAGCUAUUCCAUCUCGGCAGCAACGUCCGUCGGAAGUACAGCUUCUGAAACUGUGGCAUCCACAUCAUCUGCAAUUAAAAAUUCCACUGUCUCUGCUGCAUCGUCAAUCGGUCACUCUGCCAAAGAUUUCUCGAUUUCCGCAGCGACAUCGAUUGGAAAUGGAGCAAAGUCAGCCGUCGCUUCCACAUCAUCUGUCAUCAAAGAAUCCACCGUGUCAGCUGCCUGUUCGAUCGGAGAUUCUGCAAAAUCUUCAUUCAUUUCCACGUCAACGACCGUCGCAAAAGGGGAUUGGGUUCGGCGAGUAGUGGAGUGUGGAAUUGGUGGAAUGGAGAGAAAGAAAAAGAGCCUAAAAGAAUUAGAUGGAUUUUCAGAGCCCAAUUCGUGGCGAAACGACUCGGAUUCAAUGGAAAAAGACAACGAGAACACCAGCGGAUGGGGUUAUUUGGGUUCGGCAGCCUCAACUGUGAGAGACUACUCCGUGUCCGCCGCCUCCACAAUCGGAUCGACCGCGAAUAGCGCCUGGAAUUCCGAUGCCGUUCAAUCCACAUCAAAAGUUAUCAAAGAAUCUACAGUUUCGGUUGCUUCUUCAAUCGGAAACUCAGCAAAAUCUGCAUGGAAUUCUGAUAUUGUUGCGUCAACAUCAUCGACAGUUUCCAGUGGAUUGAGUUCGGCGGCGAGCGGUGUCAAAACUUGGUGGUAUAAGGAAGAUCAGAAAAAUGAAGAGACAGAACAUUCCAGAGACUCAUUACGUGGUGGGAUUGCAGCGAUGAGCAAAAACGCGAGCAAAUAUGUGAUUCAAACAUCGGGAAGAGCAUCGAAUAUUCUGAAUAUCUUCGACAAAACUAACAGAUCAUCGUUAGGAAAUCCGAGAUGGUGGAUUCGAUUCGAUCGACCACACGGAAAUGUCAAUUAUCCACAUAUUAAUAUCAACAAAGCUGUAACUGGUAUUAAAGACCCCCACAUUCAAAUCUCUCCGACCACCGCCAAAACUGUCGGAUAUUUCGGAAAAGUGGCUGAGAAGGCCAAUGAUUACGCACCGAUUCUGACGACGGCAGCAGUGAUUUAUGAAUCGUAUCAAAUCGGAAAAGAAGUCAAAAAAGAUUAUGAAUACGGAACAACGAGAAAUACGAUCAAGAGGGUAGCAACUACUACGGCCACUUAUACGAGUGGAUCGAUUGGAGCGUGUGCAGGUGCCACAAUCGGAUCGUCUAUCUUUCCCGGAAUCGGAACAAUUUUCGGUGGAAUUGUGGGUGGAGUUCUCGGCGGAUACUAUGGAGGACACUAUAGCCACGUGGCUUCUGAAAAGGCUCUCAAUCACAUCGAAUGGGACGUCGCCGUGUUGGAAUGUAAUGGUUGUCGGGAAGAAUAUACGUGGAAGAAAUAUCAAGAGAUACAAGGAGUUUGUUGUUCUCCCUUCAAUAGCAAGCGACAGGGAUCCGUCCACUUCUGGUACGACAAACUACACAGCAACCACGAUUUCUAA